Molecule: messenger RNA, 985 nt
Organism: Saccostrea echinata
Lineage: Eukaryota; Metazoa; Mollusca; Bivalvia; Ostreida; Ostreidae
Product: charged multivesicular body protein 2a
Exons: 6
Coding region: 99-770 (223 amino acids)
Biological process (GO): late endosome to vacuole transport; endosome transport via multivesicular body sorting pathway; protein transport
Cellular component (GO): ESCRT III complex; multivesicular body
Source: RefSeq, a predicted model, not a curated record
GUCAUUUUCAAAACACUGCCCUGAAUAUUUCCUGACUCAGUGUCAUAACAAUAUUUACCAUACCCAGAUUUAGCACUCUGACCCACUACUGAGUAACCAUGCCACUGGAAUGGCUAUUUGGGCGCAAGAAGACGCCAGAAGAGAUGUUGAGGCAGAACCAAAGAGCUCUGAACAAAGCAAUGAGGGAAUUAGACAGAGAAAGGUCAAAGAUGGAACAACAGGAGAAGAAGGUCAUCGCUGACAUCAAAAACAUGGCCAAGAAGGGGCAGAUGGAUGCAGUUAAGGUCAUGGCCAAGGAUCUUGUGAGAACGAGGCGGUACGUGAAGAAGUUCAUCUUAAUGAGAGCUAACAUCCAAGCAGUGUCUUUGAAAAUCCAGACUCUGAAAUCCAACAACGCAAUGGCACAAGCCAUGAAGGGGGUCACAAAAGCCAUGAUGACAAUGAAUCGACAGCUGAAGCUGCCGCAGAUUCAGAAGAUCAUGAUGGAGUUUGAGAAGCAGUCAGAGAUCAUGGACAUGAAAGAGGAGAUGAUGAACGAUGCCAUUGAUGAUGCCAUGGGAGAUGAGGACGAUGAAGAAGAAAGUGAUGCCAUUGUUUCUCAAGUCCUUGACGAAUUAGGAUUGCAGCUCACCGAUCAGCUCUCAGACAUCCCAAAUGCAGGAACAAGCUUAGGAACCAAAACAGCAGAAAAGCAACAACCACAGGCUGCAGGAGUUAGUGACGCAGAUGCUGAUUUGGAGGCGCGUCUUGAGAACCUGAGACGACAGUGAGAGGGAGUGGUCAAUAUAUGAUUGACAGAUGGAUGACUGAUCCGCGUGAAUGAAUUAUAAUUGAGUGCAUGCAAUGACAGUAUUUUAGUAAAACUCUGAGAAAGAGAUUUUCCUGGUAAAGAGAGAUAACUCUGGAUACCAAAAUACAGGAGUUGUCUUACCUGAUCACUGUGAUGGAAAAGGUGCAUAAAUGGUAUACAUGUACAUGUAAAACU